AUGUCUCGGAGGUAUGAUAGUCGAACCACGAUCUUCUCGCCAGAAGGUCGUCUCUACCAGGUUGAAUACGCUAUGGAAGCUAUUGGCAAUGCUGGUUCUGCUAUUGGAAUUUUAGCAAAAGACGGAGUUGUGUUGAUCGGCGAGAAGAAAGUCACAUCUAAACUUCUUCAAACCUCUACCUCCACUGAAAAGAUGUACAAGAUCGAUGACCAUGUGGCCUGUGCAGUUGCUGGUAUAAUGUCUGAUGCUAACAUACUGAUCAACACAGCUCGAGUCCAAGCUCAGCGUUACACUUUUACGUACCAAGAGCCAAUGCCUGUUGAGCAGCUUGUUCAGUCUCUAUGUGAUACCAAACAAGGAUACACGCAAUUUGGUGGUCUCCGUCCGUUUGGGGUUUCCUUUCUUUUUGCAGGAUGGGACAAGAACCACGGGUUUCAACUAUAUAUGAGUGACCCGAGUGGAAACUACGGUGGAUGGAAAGCUGCAGCUGUUGGAGCAAAUAAUCAAGCGGCUCAGUCUAUUCUUAAGCAAGACUACAAGGAUGAUGCAACUAGAGAAGAGGUGGUUGAACUCGCUCUCAAGGUUUUGAGCAAGACGAUGGACAGCACGAGCUUGACAUCUGAGAAGCUCGAGCUUGCUGAGGUGUUUCUGACUCCAUCAGGGAAUGUUAAGUACCAUGUCCACUCCCCCGAGUCGCUUACUAAGCUUUUGGUGAAGCAUGGUGUUACGCAACCAGCUGCAGAAACUUCAUAA
Messenger RNA from Arabis nemorensis, 753 nucleotides. Lineage: Eukaryota; Viridiplantae; Streptophyta; Magnoliopsida; Brassicales; Brassicaceae. The record is from the annotation of a GenBank genome assembly.